UCCUUCCUCCGACAGAAACGCGUUAUGAAAAAGCGCUUAAGUUUGGACCUUCUGAUUUUCCGUAUAACAACAAACAUGGCGUCUUCCUCUGAUGUUCAUGUCCGAAUAUGUGGCCAAGAAAUCAUCAAAUACGACCUGGAAAUCAAAGCUCUUAUUCAGGAUAUCAGAGAGAGCUGCGGGCCACAGGCGGUAGUGACGCAGCUCAACUCUACAGUAAAGGAAAAAUUCAGUCUGUUAAGACAGAGAAUACAGGACAUGGAACAGAUGGCUAAAGAACAAGAUCGGGAGACUGACAAGCAAAGCAUCUUGAGUGAAACUGAAGGCCAUCGUAAGCAAAUGUUAAGUAAUCAGAUGGCAUGGAGAAAGGCAAAUCUGGCCAGCAAACUGGCCAUUGAUAACCUGGAGAAAGAUGAACUUCUUGAUGGGGGAAAUUCUGUGAGGCAAAGGAAGGCCACUAAAGAGGGUAUGGUGCAGACUUCCAGUGACAUCACAGAGAAUUUGAUGAGCAUCAGCCGUAUGAUGGCACAACAGGUGCAUCAAAGCGAGGAGACCAUCACCACUUUGGCAACGUCUUCAAGAACUGUACACGAGUCGAAUGAAGAAUUUAAAGCUAUGACGGGAACCAUUCAUUUGGGAAGAAAACUGAUUCUGAAAUAUAAUCGUCGUGAACUGACCGACAAACUGCUCAUCUUUUUAGCACUCGCUCUGUUUAUCGCUACAGUUCUCUACAUUUUGAAGAAAAGACUCUUUCCAUUUAUUUAGCUGAAAAAGGACCCGCUUCGACUUUCCACAGCUUUCUGUAAAUUUUCUGUAAUUUUUUUUCAGUAGGCUUUUAAAUGUUUCAUAUAAGAUUCACUCCAUAAUUCUGAAGGUAAACCUGGCUUUAAUGACUAGCAGAGGAUUUUCUUGUCAGCGAGAAGCGAUGCACAUUAAUAACCAUGACUGCUAAUUCCAUUCAGGAAUUAUAAUGAUGAAAAUAACCAUUUUGUCAGUCAAAGAUUUUUACAAUGUCAGUUUGUUGGACAAAAUAUACUGUACUUAGUAUUACAAAUUUACUAAGUACUUAGUAUUCACUGGUGUGAAGGCAGAAUAUUAAAGUGCAAUUACAAAAUCUUGUUUUUCAGUUCCAGAACAGAAAAAAAUAUAUUUUUUAUUAUAUUUGGAUAUUCAUUUGCAUAUUUGUAUCUUUUGUACAAUUGAAAUCAAUAUUGUUCUUUGGAUAAGCAUACACUAAAUCUGCAUCUGUGAGAUUUUGUGCCUUAUGAAUGUGAAGCAUUUACAAAAGACUCUGAUAAUAACACAUCUUAUUACUUAAUUUUCUAAAUGUAGUAAAUUAAAUGGAUAUCUUGUUUAAUAAGCUCUAACAGUCCUGACAAUGGUCAUUGACAAUGAAAGUGACUAUUCUCUAUUAAAUGUUUCCAGAAAAAACAAGUUUGAGGCGUCUCUAGAAAUAGUCAUUAGUGAAACUAACCACUAGAUGGUGUUAGUGAGCUCGUGUCCUUGUUUCAUUGAUGUCAACGGAAGUACUCUGUACAAUAUUUCAUUUGAUUGAUAUAAGGGUGGUUUCCCGGACAGGGAUUAGCUUAAUCCAGGACUAGGCCUUAGUUUAAUUAGGAAAUAUAACUAGUUUUAACAAAUAUGCCUUACUAAAAACAUUAUCUGUGUGCAUUUUGAGGCAAAACAAAGGGCCCUGAUGUAUUUUAAGAUAUGUCAGUGCAAGUUGUUUUCAGUUUGGACAGCUCUUAAAAAUGUUUUAGUCUAGGACUAGUCUAAUCCCUGUCCGAGAAACCGCCCCAUAAUUGCACAUUUGUUAAUCUUGAAAUAGACUGCACUGCACUCUAUCUGCAUUAUUAAUUUAUAAGAUUUAUAAAACAAUGUCUUAUUUUCAUCCAGGAAUGAAAUAAAAACGUCUGAAUUAAUGACAGCAGUGCUUGUGUUGCUCAUAAUAAGUUUAAUCAUUUACUUUGAUGUGACAGCCAUGUAUUAUUUAGUCUGUAGAUGCACAGCACAAAACAAACACUGUGGUCUUGGUUUCUAAGGACUAAAGAUACAUACUCGAG
Misgurnus anguillicaudatus (oriental weatherfish) is the source of this 2060-nucleotide messenger RNA. It is a transcript of the gene bnip1b, whose product is annotated as BCL2 interacting protein 1b. Gene Ontology annotation, biological process: retrograde vesicle-mediated transport, Golgi to endoplasmic reticulum. The record is from RefSeq and is a predicted model, not a curated record. Gene Ontology annotation, cellular component: SNARE complex; endoplasmic reticulum. Gene Ontology annotation, molecular function: SNAP receptor activity. Lineage: Eukaryota; Metazoa; Chordata; Actinopteri; Cypriniformes; Cobitidae.